This is a messenger RNA of Gastrolobium bilobum, 1102 nucleotides long. RefSeq lists its product as uncharacterized. The transcript is spliced from 2 exons. The coding region runs from base 34 to 798 and encodes 254 amino acids. NCBI's taxonomy places the organism in Eukaryota, Viridiplantae, Streptophyta, Magnoliopsida, Fabales, Fabaceae. The record is from RefSeq and is a predicted model, not a curated record.
UUCACAGUCGCAGGUCAUUUGUACACUACGAUAAUGGCCGCCAUCAUUUCACGAAGGUUAAGGGUAACCUCUGCGCUCCUAAAACCCUCUCGUUCUUCUUCAACAAACUUGUUGAUCAAUAACCCUCAAUUCCCAAUCUCUGAACCCUCUUCUUCUUCUUCUUCCUCUUUCACCUUUUCACACUUGUUCUCACAAUCCACAACCCCUUCAAACUCAACUACAAAACCCACUUCCCAUUUCAAUCCACGGUCAUCAGUGGCAAGACCCAGGUUUUUCUCAACCAAAGAUGCUUCACCAGACCCAUCAUCAGAAUCUGAAUCAGAGUCAAACCCAAGUCCAUACCCAAGCCAAAACCCUGAUUUCAAGCACCAGGAGAUUGAAGGGCCCACCGUUGAACGAGACCUUUCAUCGCUGGCAAACGAGACACGAGAGGUUCUUGAGGGGAUGAUGAAGAGUAUCUAUGGUUUGAGCAAGGUUGUGGCGUUUCUGGGUAUGGUUCAGCUUGGUCUUGGAGCUUGGAUCACCUACAUCACUAGGUCUUCACCAAUCACUGAGGUUUCUGUGCAGAGCUUUUUGGCGUUUGCGUUUCCUUUCUCUUUGGCUUUUAUGCUGCGUCAGUCGUUGAAGCCAAUGCACUUCUUUAAGAAGAUGGAGGAGCAAGGUAGGUUGCAGAUUCUGACACUCACUCUCCAAGUUGCUAAGCAGUUGAAUGUUUUCUUUGUUCGAGUUCGUGGGGUUUCAUUUCUUUGCAUUGUUGGCAUGUCAAUUGGGGUGGUGUUUGCUGUGUUUUCAAGAUGAGCUCAGCUCAGUUCUGUUCAGUUCAGCUGAUUUUGGUACUCACAAUCAUCGACUCUCUAUGUGUGAGUUUUGAUUUUCCUGCAUAACCAUUUGAUACCUGAAAAGCUAUGGGUAUAUAUAGCUUUUGAAUUUACGCAGCUUUUUUACGAUUUUCACAAUCCUGUUUGGUUUUAAUGGGAUAUUGAUGACACCAGAGAUAAGAAAUAAUCAUUAUUGUUGGACGUGCUUGCUGUGUACGCUUUAUCUUUGAUCAACCUCUGUCACCUCUUGUGGUUUAUGUAUUCUUCGAACGUUGUUGAUGUUA